CAUAUGAUGACACAGACUAACAAUGUCACAGAAUUUGUCCUCCUUGGGCUCAGUCAGGAUCCUGAAGGUCAAAAAGCAUUAUUUGUCGUGUUUUUACUCAGUUACAUUGCAACAAUGGUGGGUAACCUGCUCAUUGUGGUGACUGUCAUUGUCAGCCCCUCCUUGGGUUCUCCAAUGUACUUCUUCCUUUCCUACCUGUCAUUCAUAGAUGCUGCUUACUCUACCGCAAUUUCUCCCAAGUUGAUUAUGGACUUGCUCUGUGAUGAAAAGACUAUUUCCUUCCAAGUUUGCAUGGGUCAGCUGUUUACAGAGCAUUUGUUUGCUGGUACUGAGGUGUUACUUUUAGCAGUGAUGGCCUAUGAUCGCUUUGUGGCCAUCUGUAAACCACUGCACUAUUUGACCAUCAUGAAUCGAUGGGUUUGCAUCCUUUUGUUGAUGGUGGCCUGGGCUGGAGGUUUCAUACUCUCUGCUAUUCAACUUGUCUUCGUAUAUACUCUACCUUUCUGUGGUCCCAAUGUCAUUGACCACUUUGUUUGUGACAUGUACCCCUUGUUGGAACUUGCAUGUACUGAAACUUACUUUCUAGGCCUUACUGUGGUUGCCAAUGGUGGAGCAAUGUGUAUGGUGGUCUUCAUCCUUCUCCUAAUCUCCUAUGGAAUCAUUCUAAACUCUCUUAAGACUCAGAGUCAGGAAGGGAGGCACAAAGCCUUGUCAACCUGUGGCUCCCACAUCACAGUGGUUGUCCUAUUUUUUGUUCCCUGCAUUUUCAUGUAUGUUAGACCUGUUUCCAACUUUCCCAUUGACAAAUUCAUUACUGUUUUUUAUACAGUUAUCACUCCUAUGUUAAAUCCUUUAAUAUACACCUUGAGAAAUUCAGAAAUGAAAAAUAGUAUGGAAAAACUGUGGUAUAAAGUAGUAACUGAGGAAAUUAAAAAAAUAUCAAACCAUAUUACUAACUAA
This is a messenger RNA of Castor canadensis (American beaver), 960 nucleotides long. RefSeq names its product olfactory receptor 4A5-like. Gene Ontology annotation, molecular function: G protein-coupled receptor activity; olfactory receptor activity. Lineage: Eukaryota; Metazoa; Chordata; Mammalia; Rodentia; Castoridae. Gene Ontology annotation, cellular component: membrane. The record is from RefSeq and is a predicted model, not a curated record. Gene Ontology annotation, biological process: G protein-coupled receptor signaling pathway.